CUAAGGCGGAAGUGUUGCAGUCAGCACACCUGUCCGAGGAGCCCGGAAGGUGGAGGGUAUGGGUUUGCUCCUGCCGGUCAUUGCGGGCUCUGUGCUCACUCUGCUGGUGUUAGUAGUCAGGAUAUGGCUGCUGCUAAGCAGUCCCGACAGACACCGACCUGCCCGGAAAGGCCAUGUGAGCCUGUUGGUGGUGGCGGGUUCUGGUGGCCACACUACUGAAAUCCUGAGAUUACUGAGCAGUUUGUCCACGUCUUAUUCACCAGUCCACUACGUGCUUGCUGAAACGGAUAAGAUGAGCGAAGAUAAAAUUCAUUCUUUUGAAAGUGCCAAAGUUAAUGGGACCCCCAAACCACUGUAUACAAUCCACCGCAUUCCCAGAAGCCGAGAAGUCAGACAGUCCUGGAGUUCCUCUGUCCUAACCACCAUACAGUCCUUCUUAUACUCCUUCCCAUUAACUGCCCGCCUAAAGCCAGACUUGGUCUUAUGCAAUGGUCCAGGGACAUGUAUUCCCGUGUGCUUCUCUGCUCUUCUGCUGGGGAUCUUUGGAAUAAAGAAGGUCAUCCUAGUCUAUGUGGAAAGUCUCUGUCGAGUAGAUUCCCUCUCCUUAUCUGGGAAACUUUUGUAUUACUUUGCUGACUAUUUCAUUGUCCAGUGGCCUCUUCUGCAGGACAAGUACCCCAAAUCCAUAUAUCUGGGAAGAAUCGUGUAAUAGAAAACAUGAAUGUGCUGUGCACGUGACACCACUGUAUACUCUGCAGUCAUU
Molecule: messenger RNA, 763 nt
Organism: Nanorana parkeri
Lineage: Eukaryota; Metazoa; Chordata; Amphibia; Anura; Dicroglossidae
Gene: ALG14
Product: ALG14, UDP-N-acetylglucosaminyltransferase subunit
Exons: 4
Coding region: 59-709 (216 amino acids)
Biological process (GO): dolichol-linked oligosaccharide biosynthetic process
Cellular component (GO): UDP-N-acetylglucosamine transferase complex
Source: RefSeq, a predicted model, not a curated record